UUGUCGUCGCCAUCAUUGCUAUUUCAAAUCAAUAUUGCCUAAGUGUCUGUCCGUCAACCUUUCUCUUUAUCGAACUAUACCUCUCAUUCUGUGAUUCUUCCACCUUGCCCUGAGCAUUGAUUACUAGAGUCAUUUGAUUCCCAAUCCCACUGCUCCAUUUGGUCUUGCCACCUUCCAUCAAUUCGAUCUGCCAUGGAGAAGAUCCUGGGCAAGAAAAAGUCGUCCUCAAGGACUUCUUCUUCCUCCACUGCCUCUUCCGUUUCAUCCGCCGCCCCUAUAUCCACAUCAUCUUCCUCUCAAAGCUCCUCGAUUGUUGCUGCUGCCGUCAACGUUAAUUCAUCUAACGCCGCCCAAGUACCGUCUGGAGGUGGUCUUUCCUUACCGCAUCACACCCCAGUUCCCUUUGUCCCUAGGACUACAUAUCAACCAAGGGUUAGCACCGAUCAGACCUAUCAGCAGUACACUCCACGUACCACUUAUACCGGUAGUGGCCCCAGUGGAUCAGUUCAAUCUGCUCAAUAUACCCAUUCAAACCAAAGCAAUACCAAUAGUGGCACUCAAUCUAUUGGUAACAUCAACGUUGAUGCUGGUAGUUGUGAUAAUAGUCUCAGUAACACUACUAAUAAUAACGGCAUCAAGGAAUUUUCAAGAGGGCAUUCCUUAGAUUAUUCCACUCGUCCACUUACCUACACCUCAUCAUCUUCUUCCUAUUCUUCUCGCUCGUCCUACUCGCCAGCUCCUUUAUCUGCAUCUUAUAGUAACAUCAGCAACACUUUCAUCUCCAAGAGUAAUAGUAGCAAUAACAGUAAUAAUAGUAACGCUUCAUUACCCGGGCGCAGUCAGUCUUCCCACUAUCCGACAACCACUGCGAUCCCCACAUCAUCCGGAAAGCCAAGCUUGAUCUCUUCUUUUUCUUUCGGUCACCAAAGGGCCUCCUCCUCCAUGGAUCGCUCUAGCUCAUACAAUAACAAUAGCAACCACAGCCAUCCCAAUCAUGACACUCACUCCAUCCGCUCUCACAGAUCAUCCAACUCUGUCAGUGACACUGGUCGAGCAGAUACCAUCUCACUAGCGCGUCCGCAAACAGACCAAGAGAUUGAAGAUCGAUUCCUAGAUUUUAUGAAUAACUUGGGCAUGCACGAACUAGAACAGCGCAAAGUCAUGAUUGGUCUAAGCGUUGAGAAAAAGUGGAAACUUAUUUUCCAACAUGAAUCACAAGAACAGUCCAAGGCCAAGAAGAGAGAAGAAGGUUUUAUUGACAAGUCAUCGGCAGAGUACUUUGUGCGCAAACUACAGUCUGAUGUCGAUCUAAAGAAUACAGACUCCAAGUUUUUACUGGCACUCUUUGUGUCACUCAAAUCUCAGCCUAUUUCAUGGGUCCGGACGUUCAUUCAGAAUCGUGGCCAACAAGCACUCUGCAACGCUCUUUCUUCCCUCAACUGUCGCCCUGCAAGACGCGAUGCUGAUCUAGCUAUGGAACUGGAGAUUGUGAAAUGCUUGAAGGCGCUGCUGAAUAAUCGUUGGGGUGCGCAGGAAGCCAUAAAACAGUCCCUAUGCAUCACUUCACUGUGUUUUUCGAUCACAUCACCACAACUUCAGACCAGAAAGCUCGUAGUUGAGGUACUGACGUUUUUGUGUUAUUGUGAAGUUCCUAUGGGCCAUAAAUUGGUUCUUGAGGGUCUUGAUCAAGUAAUGGAGUACUGGAAGGAGAGCGCACGAUUUGAUGCAUGGAUGCGUAUUCUCGAAAACACGAUCGAUGGACGUGGUCGAUUUGGCACGAUGGUCGGCAUGAGUGAAGAUUUGAAGAAGGCAGGGACUCUGGACAGUCAUCUGAUUGAAUACGUGCUCUCAAAUGUCGUAUUUAUCAAUGCGCUCCUUCAAGUAGUAGAUGACAUCGAGCUACGAAUGAAUCUCAGAAGCCAGUUAACUACAAGUGGAUUAACCCGUAUCAUUUCUAAAAUGAGGACUUUAAAUCAUGACUUGAUUGACAGGCAACUUAAUAUCUUUGAAGACGAAGCUGAGAAUGAUCAUGAAGACAUGGUCGAGUUUUACAACCAUCGGAUUCUUCAUGAUAUGUCGGAUCCCUAUGAUGUCUUUCAGGCCUUACUUCGCUCUGUAGAAAGCAGUAGAGCGUACGACUUUUUCUUGUCUCUUCUUCAACACAUGCUUCUAAUUCGUGAGGAAGGAGAUCUGAGAAUCCGAUACUUCCAAUUGAUGGAUUCAGUUGUUACCAACAUUGUUCUCGAUCGACGAGGCAUCACUGAUAACUUUGAUAAAAAGCUUGGUAUCUCUGUGAAUCAGCUUGUAAGCAAACUAAUAGAUCAGGAUCGCUUGGCCCACGCACUCGAGGAUGCUAAGGUUGCGAGACAGGAAUUGGAAAUCGUCACACGCCGAAAGAAUGAACUUGAGUUAGAAGUUGGGCAGAAGGACGAUGGUAUGGUCUCACAGCUCAAAGCCAACAUUCAUUCGCUUGAAGAUCUUCUUCGACUCUCUCGGCAUACCAUUCAGACAUUGCAGGCCAAACUCAAUGAUGUUGAGCUUCAAACACAGAAGAAACUGGCAAUUCAGGAUGCACAGCUAAAACAUUUGUUGAAGUCUCUUCAGGACUCAAAUAAGUUGAUGGCAGAAGCAGGAAUGCCUAUAGGUGUGUCAUUUGGUACCAGUGGCGGAGGCAACAAUGGCAAGGGGGAUGGCGAAUUGCCCGUGAUCGACAAAGACAAACUCCGGCAGUUAAUUGAGCAGACUAAGCUUGAGGGCGCCAUCCUGCAGAAACGCUAUGGUAACCAUCUACCUGAAUCCAUGGCGCCACCUGACCCAGAGUUAUCAAAAGAUCUGGAGAAGAUGAACGCAUACCAAUACAUGGGUCAGGCGAAGUUACCACCAGAGCUGCUGACCAGUAUUAUUGCUUCUGGUAAAGACAAGAGGGCCUCUAAAGGCAAAGGCUCAUCAACGACUACAGAGGCUUUAGUUCCAGCAACUACUGGAGAAGUAGCAAUGUCUGGAAUAAUACCUACUGGACUUGGUGGGCCCCCACCUCCGCCUCCACCCCCACCUCCACCUCCACCAGCGUCUGCAGGUGGCCUAGGAGGUUUACUUAAUAGCAUGGCCUUUAAAGGAAACAAAGCUCCAGAUGGUGGCGAUGGUAAUGAAAAUGACUCGGAUGACGACGAACCACCAGUGGGAAGCUUGGCAGCAAUGUUAGCAGCCAAGAAGAAGAAGCUUGGAUCCUCCAACCCAUCAGCACCUGUAUCGCCCAAACCAGCUGUGAAUGGUCAGCCGCCCAAGGCAGGAGGACCCCCUCCCCCUCCCCCUCCUCCUCCCCCACCACCACCAUCUGGCAAAGCGGGCGGUCCCCCUCCCCCUCCCCCGCCUCCAGGCAUGAAAGGCCCACCUCCACCACCCGGCAGUGGACCGCCUCCGCUUGGAGGGAUGGUCAGCAUGAACAAGAAGAAGGAGGGCGCCACGGCAGCCAUCAAAUUGAAGGCUCUCCAGUGGGACAAGAUCAAUUACAUGAACGUGGACAAUACUGUCUGGGGUUCGGGCGGAGUGGAUGAGAAUGCACUACAAAAGGCACUAGGUGAGAGUGGAGUCUUUGGAACAAUGGAACAACUCUUCGUAGCUAAGGUGGCUGAAUAUAAAGAGCCACGCGCAUCGAAAAAGGCUCAAGAGAUCUGUAUUUUGGACCAACGUCGUGCUUACCAAGUCAAUAUCAUGCUGGGGGGAAUGAAGCAUACUUACUCAGAAAUUCGACGUGCAAUUUUGCGCAUGGAUGAAGAAUUUAUGACUCUUGUUCAAUUGAGCAACUUGCUAAAGUUUGUCCCUGAUGCUGUGGAGACUGGCAAAUUGUUGGAAUACAAGGAUGCAGCUGAAGAGGUCAAAAUGACACUUGGUAGGCCCGAGGCAUUCUUUGUGGAGAUGCUCAAGGUUGAGCGAUAUCAGCAACGAUUGGAAGCCCUCAAGUUCAAGGUCACAUUUUCGUCGCUUAUUGACGGUGUGAAUGAGUCUAUCGCUGCAAUUACCAUGGCAUCUGAGAGUCUGAGGAAUGCCAAGCAUUUCAAAGAGCUUCUUAAUUUGAUCCUUAUGCUUGGAAACUAUAUGAACGGCAAUAAUCAUAAUGGAGGAGCCUUUGGCUUCAAAAUUGCAAGCAUUAAUAAGCUGGUUGACACCAAGGCAUCAAACGCGCCCAACAUGACUUUGCUUCAUUUUUUGACCAAUAUCACCGAAAACACGUUGCCUGAAAUUUUGAGCUAUCGCGAGGAAAUUGCUCCUUGUGGAGCUGCGUGCAACGUCUCCCUGCCGGAUCUGCAAGUGGAUUUCAACUACCUCAAGACCAAGAUCAAGGAAAUCAAGGCAGAGUUGAAUACACACUACUUGAAUGGCUACAAGAGUACACCUGAAGAUCGAUUCUUUGAAGUGAUGCAUCCGUUCAUGGAGUCGGCCGAGAAGGCCUUCCAGAAGGCAGAGACUUCAAUGUUGGAUAUGGAGGCUGCCUAUAAGCAAUGCGUCAAGUUCUAUGGCGAGGACUCUACUAAUAUGAAACCUGAUGAGUUCUUUGGAAUCUUCAAGACAUUUUCUACGUCGUUCGAGAAGGCCAGAGAGGAUAAUCAAAAGCAGCAAGAGAAGCAAGCCCAAAGAGAAAAGGCCAAGACAGCAGCCAAAGCCAGACAAGAACAAAUGGCGGUCAAGAAGAAUAGAAUUAAAGUCCAAGGCGAAGGCUCUAAUGAUCCUGAAGGUGGUAAUGAUGAUAAGGGUAUGAUGGACAGCCUGCUAGAAACUCUUCGAAAUGGAGGCGACAAUGAAGCGUCAAGGCGCGAUAGACGGCGCAAGAAUCGCGUGGAUCAGAAUACACCAUCCGUGUCGGCUACAAAAGCCCAGGAACUUUUGACAUCCCUUCGAGAAGAUUCCCCUAUCCCAUUAUUACACGAAUGAUACCACAUCUCAGUCACCUUUUUUAAC
Molecule: messenger RNA, 4956 nt
Organism: Lobosporangium transversale
Lineage: Eukaryota; Fungi; Mortierellomycota; Mortierellomycetes; Mortierellales; Mortierellaceae
Exons: 16
Coding region: 193-4929 (1578 amino acids)
Biological process (GO): mitotic actomyosin contractile ring assembly; actin filament bundle assembly; barbed-end actin filament capping
Cellular component (GO): cell division site; mating projection tip
Molecular function (GO): actin binding; small GTPase binding
Source: RefSeq, a predicted model, not a curated record